Triticum urartu is the source of this 2670-nucleotide messenger RNA. Lineage: Eukaryota; Viridiplantae; Streptophyta; Magnoliopsida; Poales; Poaceae. The record is from RefSeq and is a predicted model, not a curated record.
AAAAUGGCCGGAUCCAAGGAUGGGAAAGCGGGCGAGCACAAGGCCAACGGCGGCGAGGCGCACCCCAUUGCGGAGGCGCUGAAGGCUGAAGAACAGCUACUGAACUCCGUCAAAGACGAGACAUCGGUUGAGCAUCUGGGUGCGACUUCACCUCUGCCUGUUGACCUCGCUGCCAAGAACGGCGAUGUAUCUCUCAUCACAGAGGUGAUGACGAAGGAGGAAGAGGAGAUGUAUCAGGCCCGGAUUAAGCUAGAGGAAGAAGAGGAGGCCCGGAAGAGAGAAGAGGCCGCAAGGCAGGCCUUUGACCCGAAGGCAAAGUUCAGCAAGUUGGAUGAACUGCUGACGCAGACACAGCUCUAUUCUGAAUUUCUCCUUGAGAAGAUGGAGCAGAUCACAGAUGUUAAGCCGACUGCUGUUGAAAUUAAAGAUGAAGAGGAACCAGUGGAAGAGCAAAAGAAAGGACGGGGCAGGAAGAGGAAAGCGGCGAACUCUAAGCCACAGUACAAUGACAAGAAGGCUAAAACGGCAGUGGUAGCCAUGCUUUCAAGAUCUCGCGAAGAUCGCUCUGCUGAUGAUGGCACUCUCACGGAAGAAGAAAAGUGGGAAAGAGAGCAAGCCAACCUUGUUCCAUUGUUGACUGGGGGAAAGUUGAAAUCUUACCAGAUAAAGGGUGUUAAGUGGCUAAUAUCACUGUGGCAAAAUGGGCUUAAUGGGAUACUGGCUGAUCAAAUGGGCCUUGGCAAAACAAUCCAGACAAUUGCAUUUCUUGCUCAUCUUAAAGGGAAUGGCCUGCAUGGUCCAUACAUGGUUAUUGCUCCCCUUUCCACCCUGUCAAACUGGUUGAACGAGCUAACGAGGUUUGCUCCAUCUAUAAAUGGUCUGAUUUAUCAUGGAGAUAAAGUGGCUCGGACAGAGCUAAGGAGAAAACACAUGCCCAAAACUGUUGGUCCUGAUUUUCCAAUAAUAAUCACUUCAUAUGAGAUGGCCAUGUUUGAUGCAAAGUUUCUUGCUAAUUAUAAGUGGAAGUAUGUUGUUGUAGAUGAGGGGCAUCGUUUGAAAAAUACGAAGUGCAAAUUACUGAGGGAGUUGAGGCGCAUCCCAAUGGAUAACAAGCUCCUUUUGACUGGAACACCUCUUCAGAAUAAUCUAGCAGAGCUGUGGUCUCUAUUGAACUUCAUUUUGCCUGAUAUAUUCUCAUCCCAUGAGGAAUUUGAGUCAUGGUUUGAUUUUUCUGGGAAGGCUGAUGAGGAACUAGAGGAAGAAACUGAUGAAAAGAAAAGAGUCCUGGUUGUCUCAAAGCUUCAUGCCAUUUUGCGCCCAUUCCUUUUAAGGCGGAUGAAGGAGGAUGUAGAACACAUGCUUCCACGAAAGAAAGAGAUAAUCAUAUAUGCUAACAUGACUGAACAUCAGAAGCAAAUCCAGAAUCACUUGAUUGAGCAGACAUUUGAUGACUACUUGCAUGAGAGCGCAGAUAUUGUUUUGCGGAGGCCCGGCAUCAAGACAAAGCUAAAUAAUCUACUCAUUCAGCUGAGAAAAAAUUGUGGCCACCCUGAUCUUUUCCAUUCUGCUUUUGACUCAAACAGUCUCUAUCCACCUGUUGAUAAGCUUCUGGAACAGUGUGGCAAAUUUCAGCUGUUGGACAGGUUACUGAAUGCUCUCAUCAAACGAAAUCACAAGGUCCUAAUAUUUUCUCAAUGGACAAAGAUUUUGGACAUCCUUGACUAUUAUUUGUCUGAGAAAGGCCUGAAGGUUUGCCGAAUUGAUGGUAAUGUUAAGUUGGAAGACAGGAGGAACCAGAUAGCAGCGUUUAAUGACUUAAACAGUGGUAUGAAUGUCUUCAUUCUCAGCACACGUGCUGGUGGGCUUGGUAUCAACCUUACUUCUGCUGAUACUUGUAUCCUGUAUGAUAGUGACUGGAAUCCUCAGAUGGAUUUGCAGGCUAUGGAUCGAUGCCACCGUAUUGGCCAAACACAGCCAGUUCAUGUUUAUCGAUUGGCGACAUCCAAUUCUGUUGAGGGACGGAUCAUCAAGAAAGCUUUUGGAAAGUUGAAGCUAGAGCACGUAGUGAUCGGGAAGGGACAGUUCCAGCAAGAUGCCGCGAAGCCUAACGCCUUAGAUGAGGGGGAGCUGCUGGCGCUUCUGAGGGACGAGCAGGCCGAGGAAGACAGGAUGAUCCAGACGGACAUCAGCGACGAGGACCUCCUGAAGGUGAUGGACCGGAGCGACCUCACCGGCGCGCGUGCAGCCGCUGAUGCCGCCCCGCACUUCCCCCUCAAAGGGCCUGGCUGGGAGGUCGUGGUGGCUGCCGGCGGCGGCAUGCUCUCAGCGCUCACCAGCUGAGCCCCGCGCCCGCCCCAGUCACCGGCCUGGCAACGACGACCGACGCCUCGGUGUACUGGUGCUCCGGCUUUGUUCGUCGCCUGUGUUAAGGCCGAUGUUUUUGUGAACAUGAUGUAUCCCCCCUAAGUAAUUAUGGACGACCGGGCGUUGCACCCCCUAGAUUAGGAGCUGAUCGAUCCUUUGGCGAGCUGUGUUGUGAUGUAACUCGAGCUCGUGCCUUCAUCCAAGGCAACCACCCUAGUAGCUAUGUAAGACUGUUAUGGUACUACUAGUCUGUGCUGAAUUAGUCUGGAAAUGAGACUGCUACCCCAGUAUGCGUUGCUGUGCUAA